Molecule: messenger RNA, 1857 nt
Organism: Saccharomyces paradoxus
Lineage: Eukaryota; Fungi; Ascomycota; Saccharomycetes; Saccharomycetales; Saccharomycetaceae
Gene: GSM1
Product: Gsm1p
Exons: 1
Coding region: 1-1857 (618 amino acids)
Biological process (GO): regulation of DNA-templated transcription; cellular response to starvation
Cellular component (GO): nucleus
Molecular function (GO): DNA-binding transcription factor activity, RNA polymerase II-specific; zinc ion binding; RNA polymerase II transcription regulatory region sequence-specific DNA binding
Source: RefSeq, a predicted model, not a curated record
AUGACCAAAAAACUACCUUCAGAGUUGAAACAAACGAGAAAGUCUAUUCAGACAGCUUGUGAAUUCUGUCACACUAAACACAUACAAUGUGAUGUGGGGAGGCCAUGUCAAAAUUGUUUAAAAAGAAAUAUUGGGAAGUUCUGUAGAGAUAAGAAAAGAAAAUCGCGAAAACGACAUGAGAAGAAUGGGACGCAAACACACUCGGCUUUGGGGAAAAGGCUAGCACUACAUGAUGUUUCUUCGAAGACAGUAUCCCCUUCAAGCGUACAUUUGCAGCGAGAUUUCCUACCCUCAGAUCAGAAGAAAACAGAUGAAACACCUAGCCAUAAUACGAAUAUUCAAUACACUUAUAAUAUAAAUGAUAAUUUUCAAAGCGCUGUCUCUAUUCCUCGUAUCACGAACUUCAAUACGAAUAACGGCCAGGCCGUCUUGGAAGAAGCUUCCAAUAAUAUAUCAGCCCCGCAAGCAGUACACUUAGUGAACGACCCCAUCAUACCCACCGUACGAAAGAGCACUCUCAAUUUAAAAUCGCACUUCCUAGAGCAACACAAAGCCAUGCAGCAACCGCUGGCUACCAAUGGUUUGGUUGCUACUUCAAACAUUCCCGUGCACUCUGGAAUAGACGCUAGCAAUGAGAGUGGCGAUGAUGUGGACGACGAAGCCAAUAUUCACUUUGAUAGUAUGUGGUGCAACGACGAGUAUAUGAAGCUAAAAGAUAUAGUAGAUAUUUCAACGCCAUUCUUACCGAAUAACUCCCAGAUAUUUUCUCUCCAAGAGUCGGAAUUCCCAAAUCGUAGUGUAGCUACAGGAGUGGAUUCCUCAAUCCAUUUAACGAACCUUUUAAAUUCGACAAAAAGCGCAAAUAGUGAAAAGGAAUCCUCGAUGGGCCAGCCUACUUCCACUUUCAAUACAUAUGAUGAAAUCGUAUCUAGGCCCUAUAUAUCAUUGGACAUGUUGCAUUCAAAUUGUGGAGGAAACGUCAAUACACACCCUUCAAAUAACGCGAGAAUGGAAAGAGAACGUGACAGUUCCCGUCGUUCUGAUUCAGAUCUGGAGAAGCAUGACAGUGAUUUUAUAUCACCUUCAAAGUUCCGUGAACUAGUGAAGACUCCACAGGACUUAUACGACAAUAAAUGUUUGAUAAAACCCCAUAAUUACAAGCUCGCGUACACCAAACUGCUGAUUUCUUUAAGAAAAAAGUUUCUUGAAGAAGCUGAAGUUGAUCGAUCUGCUUCAGUAAAAGAUGCCCAUAGUAGCCAAAAGCUUGAUUUGAGACAUGACUUAGAAGUUAUAAUACGCUCUAUACUAGAAAGAUAUGCUCCAAUUUUCAUUUCUUUAACAUCCAAUAUGAUUGAAGAGGAUUUGUUACUGCAGGAAGUUACCUUACAAAGGGCUUUACUAGAUUUGGAGAAUAUGGCAAAAUUGGUGAGCUGCACACCGAUGUGUAUCUGGAGAAGGUCAGGUGAGAUUUGUUUUGUUAGCAAUGAAUUCUAUUCUUUAACAGGGUUUAACAAAAAUUUACUGCUAGAUCGGACCUCGUUUAUUUUUGAAUUUCUAGACCAUAAAAGUGUUUCAAAUUAUUUUCAAAUCUUUAACGAAUUACUGGCUUUUGGCUACAAUGAUAUCAAUAAAAGGAAAAAGCUACUGAUGUUAAAUGCAUCGUCUUCUACCUUGUCAAAGAUUACAGAGGGGUUUUCUUUUACUACUGACGGAAAAGCCAUCUUCACUAAGUGCAAUUUGUUAUUAAGUAACGGCCUAUAUUUGAAGUGUGCCUGUUGUUGGACAGUAAAAAGGGACUCGUUUAAUAUUCCAAUUCUCGUUAUGGGCCAAUUUUUACCAAUUUUUGACAUAGACUGA